UGGGAUUCAAAGGAAGGCGCCAACAUCUGUGUUUAAGUAUCUGGCCUAAACAGAUGGAAACAAACUAUGUGCUACUGGAAGAAUAAAGACAUAUUCUUUGCUGUAACACAAAAGACAUUGCACAGACAUGAUGUUAAUGCCAUAAUGGACUCUUCUAAAUAACUCAAUGCAUGACGGCAGAGAAAAUAAAGACAGUUUGGACUGCGCUAUUUGUGGCACGGGCCUUGGGAUUGGAGGCUUGGAGCCAUUUGGCUUGACUUUCUUUGAAGAUGGUUUUGUGGAGGGUUAAACCCGUACUCCUCCCUCUCUCUGAUGCCUGUCGCUCUUUCAUUCUGCCCAGGGAAGGCUGUACGUCACUGGGUGCAGAUAUAAAAUUGGCAGUAUCUUGCCAUCUGCGCACUGGACUGUAAUUCACAUCAGUUCUGAGAGCAUUUUUAGCUGUUGCCUUGUAACGUGUUGGUGGCGACUGACUUUUUAAACCUCUGGAUAUCCAGGACUCACAUUGUUGGAUUUUCUACCUGCUGCGUGGCUUCUAGUUGGCAUACCAUGAGGACAUGGAGGUUUUGUUCACUGGUCGUUUGUGUUUUGUUGCCUUUCAUCAGUGGAUUCCAGCAAGAGGACACUCAAGCUGGUUGUAGCACAACUCCCAAUGACCUUGCGUUCAUCAUCGAUGGCUCCUCAAGCUUGGGGCUCCCCAACUUUGAAACAGCCAAGCGCUGGCUCAUCAACAUCACCAGUGGCUUUGACGUGAGCUCCAGGCACACUCAGGUGGCGGUUGUCCAGUACAGUGACACCCCUCGCCUGGAGAUUCCUCUGGGAAAGCAACAGAACGGCCAGGAACUCGUCAAGGCCAUCACCUCCAUCUCGUACCUGGGAGGCAACACGAGGACUGGCCGCGCCAUCAAGUUUGCCACGGACCACGUCUUCGGGAUGCCCAACCGCACCACCAAGUCUCCCAGAAACCGCAUCGCCGUGGUUCUCACCGAUGGACGUUCACAGGAUGACGUUGAGGAUGCUGCAAUAGAAGCCAGGGCACAGAAUAUUGUUCUGUUUGCAGUCGGUGUGGGAAAUGAGAUCACUAACUCUGAGUUGGUGUCCGUGGCCAACAAGCCAGCCUCUACUUACGUGCUACACGUGGAGGACUACAAAUCUAUUGCAAGCAUAUGGGACCUGAUGGAGCAGAAACUAUGCGAGGAAUCGGUGUGUCCGACGCGAAUCCCUGGGACAGUGAACGAUCAGAAAGGCUUUGAUUUAAUGAGCCUGAUGAAGAUCGAGCAGGGGGCUCAGAAAGUUCAGGGCUCUUUGAUAUCAGAGAGAGCGUCACAGCUCAGCCCUCGCAUGGACAUCACUCAUGACACCAGAGAGAUCUUUCCAGAAGGCCUUCCACCAGCUUUUGUGUUUGUGGCAACUCUACGCUUGAAAAACCCAGCUCACUGGAUGAAGUUUGACCUCUUGAGGGUGUUAUCUCAGGACGGAGUUAAGCAGAUCGCUGUGACUGUGAACGGACCAGACAAAUCUGUCACUUUCUCCUGCACAAGCACUCUGAAGAAAGAGCAGACAGUCAUUUUUAAUGACAGAGGGAUCAAGAGGCUCUUUGACACGGAUUGGCACCAGCUGAAGUUCUUGGUGAAACCCAAACGCAUCACUUGUUUCGUAGAUGGCGCGUACGUGGAGGAGCAGCUCCUAGAUCCAGUUGUUCCUAUCUACAUUAACGGAAAGACUCAGGUGGCCAAGAAAGUCAGUAUCGAGACUACAGUCCCUAUUGUGCUGCAGAAGUUACGGCUCUACUGUGACCCCCAGCAAAGUGAGCGAGAGACAGCAUGUGAAAUUUACUCUGUGGUAAUCGUUUGUGUUUUGUAUCUCCAGUGUCCUUCGGAUCGCUCUCUUGCUCUUGAAGGUUGCGAUUGUCCCAGUGGUAAACCUGGUCUGCCUGGUCUACCCGGGCCUAUGGGCUUCAGAGGGGAGAAAGGCAGAGAAGGACCUCCUGGCCCUGAUGGUAAACCUGAGAGAAGGGAGCAGCUGGAGAGCUUGGUCGAGAUGGACAGAAUGGUGAAGCAGGUGAACCAGGACAAAAGGGGGAGCGAGGACUCGAAGGACCCAAAGUAUAAAUGGGAUCACCAGGUCCACCGGGGCCUUCAGGACCGACAGGAAUCCCAGGAGAGACAGGGGAAAUGGGACCACCUGGAAUACCCGGACCAAAUGGUGAACCUGGGCCGCCUGGUCUACCUGGACUUGCUGGUCCCAAGGGAGAGAAAGGAGAAGAUUGCAUUGCCGGAUCAGAUGGACAACCAGGAAUCCCUGGGAUACGGGGGAUUCCUGGAGAGAUUGGCCCUGCUGGACCUCAAGGUGAGCGAGGCAUGUCAGGACCAGCAGGCUUUACUGGACCAACGGGACAUCAGGGACCCCCAGGCCCAGCUGGCCCACCUGGCAUAGACGGUCCUCCUGGUCCUAAGGGGAAUUCUGGCUCCCGCGGACAGGAUGGGCUCCCUGGUGCACCUGGUACAAAAGGUUCAGACGGAGAGUACGGCAUUCAAGGUCCCCCUGGCAUUAGAGGUCUACCAGGGUUCAAAGGUCAUAAGGGUGACUCAGGAUCAUCUGGACCGAGGGGAAGGCGAGAGAGGAAACCAGGGAGAACCUGGAGGUGAACCGGGUCUGAAAGGGAACAAAGGAGAGCCAGGUGUAGCCGGGGAUCCUGGGAGCAGAGGGGCUGAUGGGAAAAAGGGAGAUGUGGGUCCAUCGGGUCCACAUGGAUCUCAAGGCUUUCCAGGUCUAGAUGGGUUACCAGGACAACCAGGAGUUCCAGGUUACCCAGGGAAACCGGGCAAGCCACCUUCAGAAGAUCAGCUAAUGAAGAUUUGUGCUUCUGUGCUACAAAGCCAGCUGCCACAGCUCCUGCAGGUCAUGGGCCAAACAAGUUGCCAGCACUGUGAAACCAAACAAGGACCACAAGGCGAUCCAGGUCCUCCAGGCCCAACAGGCCCCUCUGGACCCCCAGGGUAUCCCGGCAUGGCAGGGUCUCCAGGCUACCCAGGACCUCAAGGGAGGAGGGGACCUGAAGGGGUGAAAGGUGAUAUUGGCCCAAUGGGAAUGAAAGGUGCUAAAGGACAAGGGGAAAUCGGGUUGCCAGGUCCUCCUGGCCCAGCAGGUUUGCAGGGCCCGCGUGGGGAUGCUGGUGAGGGAUAUCCCGGGCCUUCUGGUCCAGCAGGGAAACCUGGCACUCCGGGCACCCCAGGCAAACGUGGGCCCCCAGGAUCCAUGGGGAUUUGUGACCUGUCCUCUUGUUAUCAAGCCUAUGGCUUUCGGGACGAUCCAUUUAGAAAAGGACCUAACUUUUAG
Rhinichthys klamathensis goyatoka is the source of this 3336-nucleotide messenger RNA. RefSeq names its product vWFA and Collagen domain-containing protein. NCBI's taxonomy places the organism in Eukaryota, Metazoa, Chordata, Actinopteri, Cypriniformes, Leuciscidae. The transcript is spliced from 28 exons. The record is from RefSeq and is a predicted model, not a curated record.